Cladocopium goreaui is the source of this 1611-nucleotide messenger RNA. NCBI's taxonomy places the organism in Eukaryota, Dinophyceae, Suessiales, Symbiodiniaceae. The record is from the annotation of a GenBank genome assembly.
AUGGCCCGCUUUUAUCGCAGGCGGUUCGAGUACGUCAUUGUAGGUGGCGGAACGGCCGCGGGCUACGCAUGCAGGGAGUUUGUGGCACAGAAUGUGGGCGUCGACAAAGUGGCGGUGGCAGUGCGCUCACCCUCCCCCAUCCCACGGGAGCGCCUGAAUGGUGGCAGCCCCAACAGCGAUGGCAGCUGCUUGCCGAGUGACCAGCCGCCCAGCAGCCUGAACGCCACCGGGCCCAAUCGCUUGGGUCAGCGGGGCAUGGCAUCGGCGCUGGUGCGAGUGAAUGGAUCUUCAGCGAACCUGUCGCAGUUUCUGGCCACAUGUCUCCUUCUGGAAAAGCAGACGGAGGAUCUAACAGCCUUGUGGUGUUAUCAGAUCUUCGAGUGGAUGUCCUUUUUCAGUGUGAUUUAUUUGGCUCAGUGGACUUCGCAUCUGUUUUUACUACUGGUCCUGCUGGCCAUGUAUGGCUUGGCUGCAGUGCGGGCGGAAGAUUUGAGAAGUCCCCUGUUGCGACCCAUCUACAUGUUCCUGCCGGAGAGACAUUCCUGCUUCGGCCUUUGUCAUGAACAGCAGUCCGCCUUGCUUUAUCAGAGCUCUGCAGCGUUGUUGCGCUUGGGAUCUCUACUGCUCUGGCUUCUGCUCAUCGUCAGCAUGCCCGAGCAUCAGGACAUCUGUGUGGUGCCAAUUACCAACUUUGUCGACAAGACUUGCCACGAUGUGCCCAUGUGGCUGUCCAGCGGCUGCGGGACCUUCGCUCCCAAGGAAUACCGCAACUGCGUGGCCACCAGCUGGAUGCAGUACGGUUAUUGCAACUUGCUGGCGGCGCAGUGCCGGAACCAAGCUCUGGGCAAGAUCAAUCUGCCAAUCAGCAUCGUCUUUAACAGCGGUAUCAGCUUGAUGUCGGUACUGGCGCCAUUUCUUUGGCUGGGCUGUGUUUUAUGGCUUUCCGUCCGAAAAGGAUUCUGUAUCUUCAACACGCCCAGGGCCUCUGAACUGACACUGGCCAUUCGAGAAGCAGAAAUUGACCUCUCUGAGGAUGUAGAGCAAUAUCAGGUGUUUAUUGGGCCCUCCUUGAAGCGCCUAAUGCGAUUGGACCUGGCCUUAACGCUGAUCGAUAUUGCCUCGGACGUCUUAGUCUUCUUCGUCUUUGCCGGUGCCUCCAACUGGACCUUGGCGCUUUUGCAGCUGCUGAUUCUCAGCAGCUGUGGAGCCAGCACCUAUGGCCUGCUCCGCAAGCACCUGGCAGGCAUGGAUGUGCUGAGGGAAUUGCUGAAGGCCUAUCAGUCAGGCGUCUUCACGGAGGACUACUUGAACCUCGUGUUGUUGGAACGACAGCGGCGCUGUCCCCUGUCCCUCUUCUUACAGCUCUAUGGAUCCAUGUUUGUCACCAGCAAUGCCCUGGUGGCUGCCAUUUUCUCGCUGGGAAUCCUGAGCAGUUUGCUGAGUGCCGUGCAGGGAGGCUUCCUCCACAUCCACCUGGAUCUGGAUGUGGCCCCUUGGUCGCUGAAUGUGUGAGGCGUCACAGGGCCCUGUGGAGUCGUGGAGGACGAGCAUUUCCCUGCCUAAAGCAGUGUGAGAUCGCACCGUGAAUCCCAGUUUCAUUCAAAAGUGUUC